AUGUCUGACGAGGCUGCUAUUACUCUCUUUGUGGCUCGGUCUUCAUCUAUGCAUGGAAAUACUGCCGAUGGGACUCGAGAGCGGCUGAAGGAGAUUUGCCCACGUCGCCCACAGCACCUAGCCCUGGACUCGGGGGAUAGCCCACCUCCAGCGAAAAAAGCUAAGAAAAGUCGAGGACCUAAGCGUACGGCACCUUCUGUUGCAGAUACCACCUCUGAUGGAGGUCUUCUUCUUUAUAAUUCCGUGACCCCUGAGAUCGCUAUGGGACUUCCAUCCCUCGACGAGGCCAGCCCUGUUGAAGAUCCUUUUAAGGGUGAGAUUUAUUGUAGAUGGACGGGUUGCGCAAAUCGAAAGAAGCCCUAUGCUGAGUCCUCGAAGCUGAUUGUCCAUUAUAUAGAAAUGCUUCAAUUGACCUGA
This is a messenger RNA of Penicillium angulare, 417 nucleotides long. RefSeq lists its product as uncharacterized. The transcript has a single exon. The record is from RefSeq and is a predicted model, not a curated record. Lineage: Eukaryota; Fungi; Ascomycota; Eurotiomycetes; Eurotiales; Aspergillaceae. Bases 1 to 417 code for a protein of 138 amino acids.